AUGGUUCAAGUGAUCAAAGUCAACCUAGCUUCAAGAAGAAGGUUUCAGGUCAAGAAGAACCUAUUGGGUGCUAAAGUGAAAUUGGAGAAAGGAGGUGGUUUUCAAAAUGGCAACACUACAUGUGAUACUGGGAAGAGGCACUAUGGGGAAUGCCUAUUGGGUACCGGAGUUGCUUUGGAUGUGAGGAAUCCUCUAAAUUCAAAUAAUAUCUUUCUACACUCCAUCAAAAGCCUAAUUGAGACAAAUCAGCUCUUACUGUUCUCCGAUCAUUACUCUUCCUGCGGGAAUGGCUAUGCUAGACGUGUGGUCGAUGGCUUGGGAGUACCUUUUGAUGGAAAGGGGGAUCUAAUCGAUCACGAGCGAAGACAUGUUAAAGUGAAAGCCCCUGGGAUUAUUGAACGUAAAUCAAUGCAUGAGACUAUGAAAACAGGUUUAAAAGCGGUAGAUAGCCUGGUUCGUAUAGGUCGUGUUCAACGAGAACUUAUAAUUGGGGACCGACAAACUGGAAAAACUGUUAUUGCUAUCAAUACCAUAUUAAACCAAAAGCAACUGACCUCAAGGGCCACCUAUGAGAGUGAGACAAUGUGUUGUGUAUAUGUAGAUAUUGGACGGAAACGCUCAACUGUGGAACAAUUAGUUCAAAUUCUUUAA
Messenger RNA from Solanum pennellii, 651 nucleotides. RefSeq names its product ATP synthase subunit alpha, mitochondrial-like. Lineage: Eukaryota; Viridiplantae; Streptophyta; Magnoliopsida; Solanales; Solanaceae. Bases 1 to 651 code for a protein of 216 amino acids. The record is from RefSeq and is a predicted model, not a curated record. Gene Ontology annotation, molecular function: ADP binding; proton-transporting ATP synthase activity, rotational mechanism; ATP binding. The transcript has 2 exons. Gene Ontology annotation, biological process: proton motive force-driven ATP synthesis.